Molecule: messenger RNA, 681 nt
Organism: Entamoeba dispar SAW760
Lineage: Eukaryota; Evosea; Mastigamoebida; Endamoebidae
Exons: 2
Biological process (GO): protein transport; protein modification process; endosome to lysosome transport
Cellular component (GO): ESCRT I complex
Molecular function (GO): ubiquitin binding
Source: RefSeq, a predicted model, not a curated record
AUGAUAGAAAAAUAUCAAGACAGUGAAAUUAAAUUAUUCAACGGCACACUUUUUUGGUUAAAACAAAAUAACACUAUUAAAACACAUGAAAAAUUAAUAAAAGAUAAUUCUAUUCCCUUAAUAACAACUUAUGCUGAUGGAAUUAUCCUUGCUGCAUUAGUAGGAACAAUACCAAUAGUGUAUCGAGGUAAUCGAUUUUGUUUACCGUUAUGUAUUAUGUAUCCAUAUGACUAUUCAUUUACUCCUCCUCUUUUUUUUACUGACCCAACACCAGAAAUGGAAGUUGUUCCAGGACAUCCGUAUGCAAUGCCAAAUACAGUUAUUUGUCAUCCAAUUCUUGAUAGAUGGUCAGAAAAUGUAAAUACACUGAGUGUUUUGCAGGUGUUUGUGAAAGAUUUUUCUUGUAUGCCUCCUUUAAGGAUGAAAACGUCUAUGAUAUCUCCGUAUGCAUAUUAUCCCCCGGAACGGUCACCUUAUUACCCAUAUUCUCAAAACUAUAACCAACCAGUUCCAAUUCCUUUAAACCAACCUCUACUUCACCCUUUAGAACGUUCUCAUCAACUACCAUCAAUAUCUUCUAUUUAUGCAACAGAAAGUCAACCUUCUAUCCCACCACCUCAAAUACCACCUCAAAACCAACAACUACCUUCAUUUCAAGGUAAUAUAGAUACUCUUUCUACA